This is a messenger RNA of Sodiomyces alkalinus F11, 1098 nucleotides long. RefSeq lists its product as hypothetical. The record is from RefSeq and is a predicted model, not a curated record. The coding region runs from base 1 to 1098 and encodes 365 amino acids. Lineage: Eukaryota; Fungi; Ascomycota; Sordariomycetes; Glomerellales; Plectosphaerellaceae. The transcript is spliced from 2 exons.
AUGCCAAAGCGGUCCAUCGAUGCUAGUAGCGUGUCGGACGAAAUCGCACCGGAUAGGGCUACUCAACGCAAGACGGAGAGAUCUCAUGAGGAAAACCAGGAAAGGGCUUACAUCGCAGCGUCGAGGCGCGCGGACCGCAGCAUUGAGGCCAGGGUGAAGUCGGCUCAAAUGGCUAGCGAUAUCCACAAACGCCGAACAGGGAAGGGCUUCAAGAUUUCGGAGCAGAUCGUCCGGGCCGAGGAAAUGUAUGAGGAAGAAGACGAUGACAUGCCCCGGUCCUACAGAAUGCUCGCCUCACACCUCCAGACCAACUCCCCCGAGCUGAAUUAUAGGGUGAACGCCUUCAUCGCAAACCGCGUGGCCUUGGCAAGUAUGGUGGCGGGUCUUCGUAACGAGGAUUGGCAGCAGAAUCCCAUCAACAAGAUGUUUGCCGAGCAAUUCCCCAACGCAGACAAGCAUGCUCAGGCCAUGAACCGGAACCUGGCGGCGAACUCUGCGUACUACGGCCCGGUGGUCGGCCAUGGCUCGCCUCCUCCGCAACGCGAAGGCUCCGCAUCCAGCCCUAUGUCUCCAUCUUUCGGUCCGGCCAACUACCACCCACGAGGUCAUCCAUCUCACGAAAGGUCCCACUCCAGAGAGCUAUCCGACAGGCGGGACAGUGGCAUGUCUCCCCUCUCCAUGGCGCACGGCUCCGUGGCCCCCUUCUCGCCGCCUCAAUCCGUCCCGGCAUAUCCUCAGGAUGUGUUGGAUCAGUCUUACUUGCCUGUGGAGAUGCAUCCCGACAACUCUUGCUUUACGGCCGAAUUGUCACAGGAAGUCAAGAUGAUGGCUGGCCCUGGUAUGGACAUGAACGACCCUUUGGCUCCUAUCUUGAUGGGAGGAGAGCCAAUCCCGCCCUAUUAUACCGAUUCCCAUGGAUUCUCAGUCAAGUCCGAGAUGCCAGUGGAACCCAGAGUGCCUAUGUCUCAGGACUAUCCGAACUUUGGAAUGCAUGAGACGGCACCAGAUUGCCUCAACAACAUGGGCUCAUCUGGACCCUCGGACGCCUGGGACUCGUGCAUCAAUUGGGACUGCGAUCCGACUCAAGCCACCCGAUAA